Molecule: messenger RNA, 519 nt
Organism: Didymosphaeria variabile
Lineage: Eukaryota; Fungi; Ascomycota; Dothideomycetes; Pleosporales; Didymosphaeriaceae
Exons: 2
Coding region: 1-519 (172 amino acids)
Biological process (GO): mycotoxin biosynthetic process
Source: RefSeq, a predicted model, not a curated record
AUGAGUGGCGCAGACUACUCGAAGCUGCUGGAAAAGCGGAGCGACAAGCUGUUCUACGAUGACUCAGAAACUGCAUCAGUUCCAGAGGAAGCCAGUUUCCAACACGAGAGAUAUGCGCCUUCGCCGCACCGCAGCUGGAUGAGAAGGUCCCUGACCGUGCUGCUCAUUAUCUUCGCGACUUCAUAUGUCUGUGGAUCCUUCGUCUUCCUGGUCAAAAUCUACAAACAAGGAGAGUACCAUCUUCAUAGUCUGGACCCACCUUACAAUCACUGUCUCGAGGCCAUUCGGCUAUCGCUGAUGUGCGCUGGCAACACUGCGUUGUACUCCUUCCAGUGGCCCGAUUCAAAUGAGAAAGUGCGCAAGCCAAAGACCAAGACUAAUUCGCAGCGCACCUGCGCCGAUUGGGACGCGAUUGAAUCUUGGGCACAGGAUAGGUCCAUUGGUCUCAAUCCAAGCUUAGAGAGGCCCCCUGUCGAGGUCGAUCAUUCUAAGAUGGAUCAUAGCAAGACAAGCGAUUAG